AUGGAUCCCUUUGCAAAACUCCCGACAGAAAUCAUUUUGCUGAUUCUCGAGUCCUGCUGUGACUUUACCAGCUUAGACGGUUUACAACAAAUAUCCUCCCGAGCAGAGCAGGCAUUCAACGCCUCUUAUAAGACUAUCACGGAACACGUCCUGAAAAAAUGUUCUUUAACCUCGGAGGGACUCCACAAUGAAUUCACGCUCCUAGCCUCUAUCGAGUCUACGGAAUACACCCCCAUCGCCUUGCUAGAACGGCUCGAUAGCUUGUCGGGGGGUGCCGUGCGGCCUAUCUCCAUUUCCUCAACAAACUCACUAGCUGCGGUGCGCCAGGCUGUAAGCACAGCGGCAAAAAUUCACCUUACUGCCUGCGCUUGUCUCCAGCAUCUCUUCGAUCGUCUUGAAUCCGCAAAGCCCCGCCGUCCAAUUGCUCCUGCGGCAGAGAUCAUAGAGAUAAUGCAUGGAGAACUUCCACAAUUUGGUGGUGAAACAUCCCAAUUUGCGAUAGAUCCACCCUCAUGGAUCGAAACUCAUCGAACACAUCGCGGCCUCUGGGAUCUAGAACUCUUCCACCACAUUUAUAAUGCCGCAUCAAUACGCUGGUCAUGGUCUUCCCAUGAGCUGGAAUUCUUCACUGAACAAUACGUUGAAUGGUAUCGGCUUGAGUGGGGCCUUGAAGGAAUCCGGACGAUCUCCGAGUGCGUAGCCGAUCUAUGUUCUCCUGAGCCAAGUGAUCUCAGUCAUCGAUUUCCAUUUCUUAUUGCAAUUCCAUCACCAGCCACUUUGAAGCUGCGAGUAUGCUGGUCUUUGCCAGCGGCUCCCAUUGAUAUUCAGGUUGAUUCGACAUGGGGUCGACGUCGAUCUACGGCGAAGGGCAGAAAUGAGGUGUCUCAUUAUUACAAUGCGCUUGGUGGUGGAGAUAAAGGCCCUAAUAACCCUCUCUGGAAAUUAGAUUUCCGAGCAUUUCGACGACUCGGUAUACCUCUCUGGGAAGGGUGGCGAUUAUAG
This is a messenger RNA of Penicillium coprophilum, 1002 nucleotides long. RefSeq lists its product as uncharacterized. NCBI's taxonomy places the organism in Eukaryota, Fungi, Ascomycota, Eurotiomycetes, Eurotiales, Aspergillaceae. The transcript has a single exon. The coding region runs from base 1 to 1002 and encodes 333 amino acids. The record is from RefSeq and is a predicted model, not a curated record.